This is a messenger RNA of Melanotaenia boesemani (Boeseman's rainbowfish), 6576 nucleotides long. RefSeq names its product zinc finger and BTB domain containing 34 (gene zbtb34). The record is from RefSeq and is a predicted model, not a curated record. Lineage: Eukaryota; Metazoa; Chordata; Actinopteri; Atheriniformes; Melanotaeniidae. The transcript has 2 exons. Gene Ontology annotation, biological process: regulation of transcription by RNA polymerase II. The coding region runs from base 248 to 1828 and encodes 526 amino acids. Gene Ontology annotation, molecular function: protein binding; DNA-binding transcription factor activity, RNA polymerase II-specific; RNA polymerase II cis-regulatory region sequence-specific DNA binding.
UUAACUUUUGCGCAUGUAUGUCCUCAAUCGCGUCAUAUAUUAACUACAUGUUAUCUCAGCACAGAACACUGACAUGAACAAGGGAGGGGCUGCUGCACAACACAUUGACAGAAUGAAUGCAAAGAGCCUAAAGAACACUUCCUGUUGAUGCAAAAAUUGCAGCAACUGUCUGACACAUCUGGACUGGAGAGGGGGGGAGGCCUGGCUGUAAUGUUAACGAACUCCAGAAGGGAAUGGACAACAUUUCAUGCUAAUCUGUAAAACGGCUGCCGGCAAACUGGAGAAACAUAUCCAAGAAAUGGACGACGGCAGCUACAUCGAGUUUGAUGUGCCAGAGUUCAGUAACACUGUUCUGACCCAACUCAAUGAGUUGCGACUGCAAGGGAAGUUGUGUGACAUUAUUGUUCACAUUCAGGGCCAGCCAUUUCGAGCCCACAAGGCUGUUCUGGCAGCUAGUUCACCUUACUUUCGUGACCACUCAGCUCUCAGCACCAUGAGUGGCCUUUCCAUUUCAGUCAUCAAAAGCCCUGAAGUGUUUGAGCAGCUUCUUGCUUUCUGCUACACAGGCCACAUGUCCCUUCAGCUCAAAGAUAUUAUCAGUUUCCUCACUGCGGCCAGCUUUCUACAGAUGCAGGCAAUCAUUGACAAGUGCACCAAAAUCCUGGAGAGCAUCCAUUCCAAGAUCAGCCUCCCAGGUAACAUUUGCAGCCCAGAAAAAGACAGCAUGCAGACAAGUCGCAAUGGGGUUAAUGACAGCAACCUGUUUAUAAACCCUACCCAGAUCUCCCCCCCUUAUUACUCCCGACAAAGUCAGGCAGGACAUGAAGCGAGGUCGGAGUUGGCAGGAAAAGGCCAUGGCCGGGCACGGCAACAGCAAGAGGAGGGCCAGUCGGACCGUGGCAGUAGUGACAGCAUAUCAGAACAUGAUACACCCGUGGAGGGUGAAACAGAACAAGUAGAACUGAUUGGCAAAGAUGGGCAAGUAACAGAUGUGCAUGUGAAGAUAGAAAAGACCGAUAGGCCAACUUACUCAGAUAGUUCUUCGGCUGGUGAUGAUGGCUACCACACAGAGUUGGUGGAUGGAGAACAGGUCUUGGCUGUUAGUGUGGGUUCUUAUGGUCCUGUCAUCCAGUCUGCUGCCUAUUCUUACUCAGGGCUGUCCUCCUCAUGCUUUGUCAACCUUAGCAGUUCCAGUCCUUCCCGUUCCUUGCUCAGUGGCUUCAGAGGUGGACGAGCAAGAGCAAAGCGCCCAGUUGCCAUCCCAGCGGGGGUGCUAGCUCAUGUGAAACCAGGCUCAGAUGAUGGUGAAUCAACUAUGGGGGCCGCUGGCUUGGAGAAUGAUGUGCGAGAGCGUAGCCUGCGGAGCCAGUGGUACCCCUACAAUGAGAGACUCAUUUGCAUCUACUGUGGAAAGACCUUCAAUCAGAAAGGGAGUCUUGAUCGCCACAUGCGGCUGCAUAUGGGAAUUACACCAUUUGUUUGUAAAUUCUGUGGCAAGAAGUAUACAAGGAAAGACCAGCUGGAGUACCAUAUCCGGGGCCACACGGACAACAAGCCCUUCCACUGUCAGAUCUGUGGUAAAUGCUUCCCAUUUCAGGGCACCCUUAAUCAGCACCUGAGGAAGAAGCACAUGGGAGCAUCGGAGAUUAGCAAUCAUAUGGACUCCCCAGAGAGGACGGAUGGAAGCUCAGGUCAGAAGGACCAAGAAGAUGCGUCAGAGGGGAUGGCCUUUGAGGCACAAUAUGCAGAAGAGGCACCGGCCAAUGAUAUGGAGGAGAGUUCAAAAUGCAGUCCAGAAAAGGCUCAAGCAUCUAGAUGUGAUUAUUAAGUUCUGCUUCAGGUUAAGGAAGCUUUAAGAAAUGUUUAUUUCAACUCAAUUUAAAGGACUCACUUCUAUUUGAAUCAGCUCCCUCUGCUAUGGACAUUUCUUGAGUCAAGGGUUUGUCAGUUUUGUGAAAGUUAAAUACAGAAAGACAAUGGGUUCUUAAUAGAAAUUCUUUUAAGUAAAGGGAGUAACAACUUACUAUUUUUGAGGUGGUCCCAAUAAUCAAGACCCCCAAAUGAUUUCUCUUUUUAUCUUUCCAUGUUUUUUAAAACAUAUUUACAGAGUUAUUAUAGGCAUGUUGCAAUAAUUGAUAAUGUGAAAGCUCUGGUAAGAUGCUUGUCAUAUCACCUUUUUACCUGACCUGUUUUUGCACAUGUGGCCACUGGAGGUCACUUACUCACAAGGAAUGAUUUUUCUGCCAGUGCAAAGCUUCGUGUGACAUAUCCGUUCAAUACCUCAUGAUGCAACUACAUACUCAUACAGAUAGUAUUUUAACUUAAAUGAAACUCACCGGGUUCUACCUCAUAGCCAAGAACCUACCAGGCACAGAUGUAUUCACCGUUUGAAAUCUGUUUUUAUGUACAGUAUAUCUUUUUGCCAAACCCUGUACCGAAUAUUCUUUCAACACAAAGCCUUGAUACUUUGGGGAAAUAUUCCUUGCUGAUUGUAUGGAUCAGGGACAAAGUCCUUGUCAAAUGUUUCAUGGUCAGCCAGGUUAAAAUGAUGAUCAAGAAGGUGCUAUGUUAGGAGUGCAUUAUAUUUGCUUAGCUUACUUGUGUGCUUUUUGGCAGAUGUUGAGAUUAGGUUAGGAGAAGGGCCCUGUUAUAUUUUCAAAAUACAAUUUUGCUGUCUUUUAAUAUUUGUUAUAUACAACACUUCAGGAUUUUAUCACACAUCACUACUGGUGUAAUUUCUUGACUGUCCAUCCAGUCAAGAAAUUUAUACUCGUCUACACCCUGAUGGCAGAUUUUUACAGACAUAUUGUAUUUUUACUUGUCUAUCCUGAGAUAGGAUAGGCUUCCAAAGUUAUACUCAGCGUCUGACAGAGAUAGGAGUACUCAUUGCCAACUUAGCACAUAAAGAACAGUCUGAACAAUAUGCAAACAGAAAGAACAACGGAAUCUCAGCCAUUGGGACAUGGUUUUUAUUCCAUUAUUUGAAAAAGCUUCAUGUGUUUCCUUUAUUUCUGUCAUGUUCCGGAUUUGGAACAUUUGUCAAACCUACGUUAUUGCAGCGUCAUAGAUGUGGCAUAAGUGAAUUAAGGUAAAUAUUUUAGAUAGUCAUGAUUCAAAGUUUUCUUGCACUUUGCAGAGUAGGUGUUGGGCUGGGUGCUGCCAGGGUUAUCAUAUUAGCAAAUCUCUAUAUGUCUCAGUUCAGACUCAGCAGGGACAGUUUCAGAGUAGAUCAUGGGGAUCAUGGAUGGCAAGUUUUCAUUAUUUAUAUAUAUAUAUAUAUAUAUAUAUAUAUAUUGAUUUAUUUACAUGGUGAUAUAAAAAUACAUAUUCACUGUAAAAAGGCACUUAGGGAGAAAAUUUGCAAAUGUAAAGCUCUGCAGGGUGGUUCUUUUUGUGCUAUUCUGCUUUUCUAAUUUGCCAUUCAGCUGAAAAAUGCCUUUUUUUUAAGAAUAACUGCUAUGUCCUUUCAUUUUUCUCUUGUUUGGUCCUUGCUGAAUUUGUGUCAAUGAACUAAGAAUUGAUUAUUUUAUAGAGUUCGUAUAAUUUUCUACUUAGUAUGCAUUUGGUGGGAGAAUAUUGUGUGUUGUUGCUUUUGUCUUAACAUUAUGUCCAGAGUGUCUUUUUUUUAUUAUCAUUAUUAUUUUAUUCCUCUGAAUGUGCAGUCAUUAUUUUUCUCAUUAACAGUCAAAUGGCAAACCAAAAUUUGGGGAAUAUUGCAAAAAUCAGUGUAGCUAGCUUUUCUUUAUCUUUGUGUACGAAUUGAUCUCAAACACCACAAACAGUUUGACAGCCGAAAUGUACUAGAAAUUUUUACCAAGUCAAGUUUUCUGUCGGAUGAUGACAUGCAGGUUUGUUAGUUGAUCUGACCUCACAAAUAUCAGUUGCUGACUAAUUUGACCCUGACGAUGUUAGCUCUUGCCCUUCAUUUAGACAAAAAGCAGUAUAUAUAUAUAUAUAUAUAUAUAUAUAUAUAUAUAUAUAUAUAUAUAUAUAUACCGUUUCGUGAAUAAUGAGUCAAAGCUACUUAAAUAAUUUUGUGCCAAGGCAUCACACCAAAGACACAUAGGUGAUAUUUAUAACAGUAGUUUUUGAUUAUACUGAGUAAUAUAUAGGUCAUUAAGAAGCAUAGGUUCUUGAUCAAAUGUAGGACUAGUUUAUUGCUAAUUGCAAAUGAUUGUUUCCCAGCUUAUAACAAUCAGUUGUGUCAAAUUUCACCAGUUUGCUAAGAAGACAUUGAGUAAUAAAGUCAGAAGUUAAGCCAUAAAACAGUUGAUAAUAGAGAAGUUUUACAAUAGGUUUCAUAAAUGUUUAAAGCCUGUGUAAGCAACAAGAGGGAAUCCUUCUGGCAUCUUAAACUUAGUGCCUUGUCACAAGCUUUAUAUUUUAGAUUCUGGCACUUGGAUUCCUCUGUCUCAUUUUAAACUGAUUUCAUGGAGAGAUUAUACACUAAAAGGGCCACAUCAUUCACUGGUUCAAGUGGUGCCAAGAAUGAAUAGAAAAUCAAUUUGUCUUUAUUUUUUGUAUAUUCAGCUUGAGCUCUGUUGUUAAUUUCCACUAAGUUUUUUUUUUUUUUUUUUUUGGCAUGGGAUGGGUGACUGAUUUUAAGGUGUAACUGAUUUUGUAGCAGGUGAUCACAAUCAAAUGAGGCAGACUUGUUUCCUGCAAGCCUGUGCCCCAUGUUCAGAGACUGUUCUCUUGGACAAUCUGAGCAACAUACUGUAGUUUUGGAAGGAGAUACAUGAGAAACACAAUUUUACUUCCUUUCUGUUUUCUUGGAGCAUCUGACAGGAAAACUGAAUAUUUAGCAGAUAAUCAACUGAGUAUUUGUGCAGAUUAAAAAAAAAAGAAAAAGCUUAACCUCAUUUACUGUAGCUAAAUUGCACGUUGCUCAACCAAAAAAUGCAUAAAAUUGAUAAUAGGUGUUUUUUUUAUUGUUUCAUUAAUUGUGCACUUAUUAUUUUUUUUUCUUUCUUGUGUCAAAACUACAUCCCAGUUCCAUCCAGAAAGUCGUCUUUAUGUUCUUAUAUACCUUUUCAGGACACCGUUAGAAUUCCCUCAAUUAUUUUCAUAGAUAGGGACCUUUUUUGCCCAAACGUGGUGCUUAUUAGAGUGGUCAGGUUUCAGUUUUUUUCCCUCAAGUUAAUGAAUUGAGGUUUAAAUGUUUAAAGUUUUUUCUUUUUUAUGAAUUAUAGUUGCUUCUGUGAAAGAACUCAUAGAACCAACUGUACCUAAAAUACACACACAAAUCAACUCUGUCCACGUUUAGUUGUGCCUCUACAAGAGGAACAGGAGAUGCAAUUUGGGCCACAAGUAAUCAAAAGGAAGUGUUUACAAGGAACGCUGUCAGACUACUUUUUGAAAUUGCAGCUUGUCCUUUUAUAUAUGAAAAAAAAAACUCACUUCAGGUAGUUUACGAACACUGAUACAGGCUUACAAAAUAAUCACAAGUCUUCCAUAGCUUUUCUGUCAGUUUCUGCCCACUGUGUAUUCUUGAAAAGAAAGCAAUAACCUGUUUGAAAGUCGAAGUGGUGUGUUGGUAUCAUCAAGGCUAUUGAAAUAUCAACCUGUCAUGUAUCAAGCAAACUAAAUGUCAGGGAGCUAUUGAAUUGAAAUAGGACCAGGAUAGUUUGAUAUUGAUUUUUAUUUUUUAUAUAUUUUUUUUGACAGGUUGACUUUCUCUUUAAAAAAAAAAAAAAUUAAGUGGUGUUGCUUGGAGACUCAUUAAACUCUAGUGGUAGUAGACUGUAACACAGAAACUGAGCAUGUAAUUAAAGUCAUCUAAACUCAGUGGCACUGUUCAGAGUUGCACCUCCAACUGAGUCAAAUAAUGAAAGGGAUUUUGGGGCCGUAUCGCCACUGUUUGAGAGCUGGCUAUCUGUUGGCAUGUUGAGGUUCACUGAUCUCCCCUGGAUCCUCAGGCACCACUGUAGUUGUAGUUCAGGAUCAGAGGGAAAGUUUAUAGUCCAGCUAUUGUUCCUUCUCCCUUUUCUAAUUCCUUAAACUCUGCACUAGAACAUCUCUGGCUCGUAUUUAUUUGGUAACAAGGCAAAAAAAAAAAAAAAGAAACAAACAUAGAACUCAGGGUAUUAAAUGUUAACAGUGGUAUAAUUGGACAUGCAUCCCAUGUCCAUAGUAUAAUUCUGCACUUCUCUUCAGGUGGGGAAAGUCAGUCAGUGGUCCCCAAACAUUCUGCCUCAAGGUCUGAAUGAGCCUUUACUUUCCACAGAGCUGAAACUUGAGGCCCACUGGAGACCAUGAACUGAACCAUGACAGCAGAAAUGUUCCAGCUCCUGUUUUGUCCACUCUACACACAACCUCACAACCCAACUGUGAACCUCAAAACUCUACUGUUUUGUACAACUAUGAAGUAAAUGAAGCUAGCUAGAGCUGACGUAUCUAUUGCCAUUUAUGAGUUUAUUUUAUAGCAUGAAAUAAAUAUAUUUAUUCAAAUGAUAUAUUUUAAUCAUAAUCAUUCUGUGCUGCUUCAUUUUGGUUCUUAAGCUUGUAAAUUGCCUUUUUAUUAUAUGAAAAAUGCCCAUAGAAUUAUGCGUUUGUAAAAUAAAGACGCUAAUUUGG